This is a messenger RNA of Pogona vitticeps (central bearded dragon), 1295 nucleotides long. RefSeq names its product neuralized E3 ubiquitin protein ligase 2 (gene NEURL2). Gene Ontology annotation, molecular function: ubiquitin protein ligase activity. Gene Ontology annotation, biological process: intracellular signal transduction. NCBI's taxonomy places the organism in Eukaryota, Metazoa, Chordata, Lepidosauria, Squamata, Agamidae. The record is from RefSeq and is a predicted model, not a curated record.
AGAGAGAGAGCGAUGGCUGGGGUGUGCCAUCCCCCCACUCGGUUCCAUCGCAUCCAUGGGGCUAACGUCCGCCUGGACCCCGCUGGCACCCAGGCGACCAGGGUGGACAGCUUUGCCAACGGGCUGUGCUUUAGCCACGAGCCGCUGGCGCCUGGGCAGGUCUUCCUGGUGGAGAUUGAGGAGAAGGAGCUGGGGUGGUGCGGCCACCUCAGGGUCGGGCUGACGGCCCACGAGCCUGGCAGCCUGGACGUGGUGCCCGAGUACUCUCUGCCAGACCUGGUCAACCUGGGAGAGAGCUGGGUGUUCGCCAUUACCCGCAACCACAACCGAGUCACAGCAGGGGACCGGGCGGCCGCCGACACGCGCGGCUUCCUCUCCGAGCCCUAUCUGCGCAUCGAACAAGUCAAGAUUCCCCGGGACAAGCUGGUGGGCCGGAGCAGGCCGGGUCGGUACAGCCACCUCCUGGACGACCUGUACAAGACAAACGUGCUCCCGGCCACGGCCCGGAAAAGCCGGAUUGGGGUGCUGUAUGCGCUGCAGCCAGACGGGACAGCUGACAUGCACAUUGUCAUCAAUGGGGAGGACAUGGGCCCGAGCGCCAAGGGCCUUCCUGCCUCUCGCCCCCUCUACGCCGUGGUUGAUGUCUUUGCCUCCACCAAGAGUGUGCGAAUCAUCCAAGUGGAAUAUGGACUUCCCUCCCUGCAGACCCUCUGCCGACUGGCCAUCCAGAAACACAUCGUCCACCGGUUGGCCAUUGAUGGGCUCAACCUCCCCCCACCGCUGAAGAACCUCUGCAAAUAUGAAUGAGGGCCACACACUCCUCCUUCUGCUCACUCCACCGGCCGCCCAGGCACAUGAUGUGUUGGAAGACUUCCUCGAUUCACAGAAUACACGAAAAUGGGGGGAAGCCGUGACACAGCUGUGUUCCUCUUGAAGGCCUCUGCCCAGGCUGAGAAGAGGGCCGCCACGGAUGCAGUGAGAGGCUUACUGCACGGAUCGCCCGCUGAACCCAGGAGGAGAUGCCGAGACGGCAGGAGAGUCCAGAGCCAAGAAGAACUGGAUGGUCAGACCAACUGCAGGCCCUCUCAGAGGGUUCAGCAGCAAGCUGCAUCCAAACUGGAAACCUCAAUCAGAAGGGCCGGCUAAAUGGGCCUUUUGUACCUCCCACCAAUUCAAAGAAAGCAUCUCCUUAUGGAGGCGGGGCAAGGAGAGGGGACCCAAGGCGCAACCUGUAGAGAUGGGUUUGCUCAAUAAAAGUUGCCUUCUGGGGACAGAGUGAGUGAGUGAGUGAGUGA